AAAGGGUAUUCAUUUUGUUUUGUCGUUCGUUCUCACUUCCAGUCCACACACAAGGCACACGUUUCUGUGUCCCCAAAACUUGUCUUUUAAUCUCUUACCCGUUUUAAUCCCGUCUUUUAAUGCUCUUUUUGUUCAUUCCGAAUAUUCACCUUUCCGUUUUAAUCUAAAUCUGUCCAUCACUUUGUACCAUUGAUUCCAAAUCUAGUUUUGUAUAUGAAAUUUUAGUGCCUUUUUUUUUUUUUUUGGUCCUCUCUACCAAAGGAAUUUACCAAGCUUACACCAAGAACAUCCGAUUCAGCUUUUAGUUUUCUCGCAUAAUGCCUUGGUGGGAUCUGGGAUCGCUUUCUCGCCUUAGAAUCUUCGGUGGCGGCUUUCAGGCUGUGUCAGGCAAGAGGGAAGAGCCAUCUGCCAUUACUAAUGAUUGGGGGCCACCCAUUGACACCCCACUGAUAGAACACAAGACUGAAGAGCCGCAGAGUGGAAUGCAUGAAGUUCAGCUUGGUUCACAUACUGUUAGGUCCCACGGAUUUGUAGUUGCAAGAACACACAUGCAUGAUUGGUUAAUACUACUGCUUCUCGUCUUGCUAGAGAUCAUCUUGUAUGUUAUACAUCCAUUUUAUCGCUUUGUUGGCAAAGAUUUGAUGACGGAUCUCAAAUAUCCCUUGAAAAGUAACACGGUUCCUGCUUGGGCUGUUCCUAUGUAUGCAGUUCUGUUGCCAAUAGCAAUUUUUCUUAUUGUCUAUUACCGAAGGAGAGAUGUCUACGAUCUUCAUCAUGCCGUACUAGGUCUCUUGUUUUCUGUUCUAGUUACAGGCGUUAUCACAGAUUCUAUAAAAAAUGCAGUUGGUCGACCUCGGCCCGACUUUUUCUGGCGAUGUUUUCCUGAUGGAAAGGAUUUUUAUGAUCAUUUGGGGAAUGUUGUAUGCCAUGGUGAGAGCAGUGUAAUUAAGGAAGGGCAUAAGAGUUUUCCUAGUGGGCAUACCUCGUGGUCCUUUGCUGGAUUGGGCUUUCUCUCUCUGUACUUAUCUGGAAAAUUACAAACAUUUGAUCGUAGAGGGCAUGUUGCAAAGUUAUGCAUUGGUUUUCUUCCUUUACUUGUUGCGUCACUUGUGGGCAUUUCUAGAGUGGACGACUACUGGCACCAUUGGCAGGAUGUGUUUGCUGGAGGUCUUCUAGGGCUUACGGUAGCUACCUUUUGCUAUUUGCAGUUCUUCCCACCCCCGUAUCACGAGGAAGGUUGGGGACCAUAUGCAUAUUUUCGGGUGCUGAAGGAGUCUCGUUCGGGUGGACAAGCAACCGGUAUGGUGAAUAUGCAUACUGUGCAGGCCACAAAUUCUGAGGUUGGGAACCAAGAAGAUGAAAAUAGCAGCAAUGGAUUAUUGGGCUUGCAUUUAGCAAACAAUCCACUUGCUUUGACGUUAGGAGAAUUGGAAUCUGGGAGGAGUUAACUGCGUGUACAUUUCGUGCUUUUAGCCACAGCAAAUUACGGGUUAAACUUUGCUCAGCACACGUAUAGGCAUGUAUGCUAUAUUCCUUUGUUCAAACCUUUCGAAAUAGCUUUUGGACUUGGGGUGCAAAAAUCAUAUAAGCUCGAAUGUAUUGGAUCCCAUCAGAACUCCGCAGUCGAGCGAGCGUGCUUGAGUGAGAGUAGUGUUAAAAUGGGUGAUCUCAGAAAUCAUCUUGUUGCAAGUGGUCUGUUUAUGAAGGUUUUACGUGUGACAUAUCAACUCUGUUUGUUUUAUCGAUUUGAG
Messenger RNA from Morus notabilis, 1751 nucleotides. RefSeq names its product lipid phosphate phosphatase 2. Gene Ontology annotation, biological process: phospholipid metabolic process. Gene Ontology annotation, molecular function: phosphatidate phosphatase activity. NCBI's taxonomy places the organism in Eukaryota, Viridiplantae, Streptophyta, Magnoliopsida, Rosales, Moraceae. The transcript is spliced from 9 exons. The record is from RefSeq and is a predicted model, not a curated record. Bases 318 to 1448 code for a protein of 376 amino acids.